This is a messenger RNA of Recurvomyces mirabilis, 1188 nucleotides long. RefSeq lists its product as uncharacterized. The coding region runs from base 1 to 1188 and encodes 395 amino acids. The record is from RefSeq and is a predicted model, not a curated record. NCBI's taxonomy places the organism in Eukaryota, Fungi, Ascomycota, Dothideomycetes, Mycosphaerellales, Teratosphaeriaceae. The transcript is spliced from 7 exons.
AUGUACACUUCAUAUGUGCUUGCCUCUGCGGCAGCGCUGUUGGGUCAUGCUACUGCACAGUCUUCGACAUCCACUAGCUCAUCGACAGCUACGGCUGUGACUUCUGGAGAAAUUACGAUACACACGGUCACGGUCGGGAAGAUCGAGAAUGAGUUCGAUCCACCAUCCAUCAACGCGGUACCAGGCGAUAUCGUGUCCUUCGAAUUCUUCCCAGGCAACCAUUCUGUUGCGCGGGCUGAGUAUGGCUUCCCAUGCGUACCAUACGAAGACAUCACUGGAAAGUCUGGCUUCCACUCUGGUUUCGAGCCCGUCAAUGCCAGCUUCUCAUCCAAUAUAAUAUUCAAUCUCACUAUCAACGACACGGCACCGGUUUGGUACUACUGUGGCGCUCCAGGCUCUUGUAUAGGAUGGGGCAUGCUCGGCGUCAUCAACCCUGGCACCUCCCAACUCCUCAAUAAUCAGAUCGAAUUGGCCAAGGAGGCAAACUUCAUGAUAGAACCUGGUGAGGCGUUGCCCACUAGCGCUUUCCAGUCUUUGUCAUCUCUUGCGGCGACUGCCACUCAAGUCACAUUGACGGUGACAGCCACCAAUUCUUGGGAGCCGACGGCAUCCGCAACCUCGGCGACCACCUCACCGGCAGCUGCUGCCACAACGAGUCCUGCAGCCGCGAAAUCAUCCAGCGCACUAUCUCCCGGUGCUAUUGCAGGCAUAGUAAUCGGCGCUGCAGCUGUGGCGCUCAUCGCCGGUGGUCUCUUCUUCAUGCUGGGGCGCAAUAAGAGCAUGAAGGAGGAGCUUGGCCGUCUACGCCGGGAUGGUACGGAGGCACCUCCUGGGACUAACCGACACCAGUCAUAUAUGACCGAAGCAUCCAACGGUCAUGGUGUUCCUUACAUGACCGAUCCUGCACAAGGCCAGUACGGCAACCAACUUCCGCCGUAUCAAUACACGCCUUGGCAUGAGCACAAGCCUGCAGGUAGCUUGGGUAUGCAGGAACAAUGGCAGCAGGAUCCACGACUCAGCUCCGUGGCGACAGAUCGGGACAGGUACUCGCGGGCGUCCGAGCCGUUCACAGCACCUCGAUCCCCAGCGCUGUCGCAGCAACACGCAGUACCAGCCAUACCAGCACAAGAAAUGUUCGUGCCAGACGAGUCAGAGUUGCUAGAUCGUCACCAGACUCCUAGACUGUGA